This is a messenger RNA of Clupea harengus (Atlantic herring), 1056 nucleotides long. It is a transcript of the gene slc10a1, whose product is annotated as solute carrier family 10 member 1. Gene Ontology annotation, cellular component: membrane. NCBI's taxonomy places the organism in Eukaryota, Metazoa, Chordata, Actinopteri, Clupeiformes, Clupeidae. The record is from RefSeq and is a predicted model, not a curated record. Gene Ontology annotation, biological process: bile acid and bile salt transport. Gene Ontology annotation, molecular function: bile acid:sodium symporter activity.
AAAGCUAAAGAAAUCAAUUCAGCCAUGCAGCUUUUGUCUGACGGAUGCUCCCUAGGUUUGGCACUCAUUCAGCUUUUUUUGAGGUUCACCACAUGGACGAGAGCUUUUUGCUGUGUUAAAAUUUCUAAGAUAUUAUGUCUUAUCAUUGCUGAUAAUAGGAGAAAUUGCACUUAAACUUGUCACUAUUCAAUAUAAUAUCUGUGAUAUAUACAUGUAUCUUUCUUAACUCCUUCUUCUGUUGUUAAUGCUAGGUAACAUUUUCCAAGAUGGGGGGAAACACAGAUCACACUGACUCCCUCUACGGUGGGUUUGAUCUUCUAAACGCCACCGACCUCCUCAACAUCACGGCCCCCAACAACUCCACCGCACUCCAGCUGCCCUACUCCCAGGCGGUCGACAAGAUCAUCAGCCUCGUCACCGUCGUCAUCCUCUUCAUCACCAUGGUGUCUCUUGGUUGCACCAUGGAGGUGUCCAAGAUCAAAGAGCACAUGCGCCGGCCCAAAGGUGUGGCCAUCGCCGUGGUGGCCCAGUACGGCAUCAUGCCGCUGACGGCGUUCGGCCUGGCCAAGGCGCUCCAGAUGUCUCCCAUGGAGGCGGUGACGGUGCUCAUCUGUGGGUGCUGCCCGGGAGGGAACCUCUCCAACAUACUGGCACUGGCCCUGCGGGGCGACAUGAACCUCAGUAUUGUCAUGACUACCUGCUCCACACUGCUGGCUCUGGGCAUGAUGCCCCUGCUGCUCUUCCUGUACUGCCAGGGCAUUUCUGGCCUGGAGAACGCCGUGCCCUACACUGGCAUCACACUCUCUCUCGUCCUGACCCUUCUGCCCUGUGCCAUCGGCGUGUACAUUAACCACCGUGUGCCCCAGUACUCCAAACUCAUAACAAAGGUAAGGUAGCUAAUUGAAUUCACUAAUUUGGUAAGACUAGGUCAUUUCUUGACCUCUCUGUCACAGCACCGCCAUUGCCAUGUCACUCAUUUCAACACUCACUCGGUACUCACUCAUGAUGAUGCAUGUUGUCAUGUCCGGCCCACAGACAUGACAAAUAACAGAAGUU